Messenger RNA from Acomys russatus (golden spiny mouse), 2225 nucleotides. RefSeq names its product syntaxin 5 (gene Stx5). The transcript has 11 exons. The record is from RefSeq and is a predicted model, not a curated record. Gene Ontology annotation, molecular function: SNAP receptor activity; SNARE binding. NCBI's taxonomy places the organism in Eukaryota, Metazoa, Chordata, Mammalia, Rodentia, Muridae. Gene Ontology annotation, biological process: intracellular protein transport; endoplasmic reticulum to Golgi vesicle-mediated transport; vesicle fusion. Bases 490 to 1560 code for a protein of 356 amino acids. Gene Ontology annotation, cellular component: endomembrane system; SNARE complex; Golgi membrane.
GGCGGCUCCGCGUAAGCGAAUACCUGGCUAUCCAAUCAGGAAAGGCCUUGUUGAGAAAGACUUCGGCCGUGUCCAAUCAGUGGUUGCAGUCUUCCAACAGGCGGGGCUUUGACGGAGGUGGGACUUCCUGUUUCAAAUAAACACUUUAAGAGGUUGCCCCCCUCCGCCCACCGAAGUGUGCCCACGUCUGGAGGUCGGUAGCCGUUUUCCCGUGAGAGGGUGAAGGAAAUCUCGUAUAUCAGAGGGCACGAUUAAGACGUGGGCCAACUGCAAAGGUCUGUCUGGAGGCUCAGGGCCGCAAGACCAGGCUCUGGUUGUUUUCUCGACUUUAGGGCCCCCGGCCGGUGCUUUCGGGCAUCAGAGCCAAGUUGGAAGGAGAAUCUGAGGAGGCUUCGCCUUGGGCUUGGAGGAAGCUGACCCUUCUCGUCGUGCCUGGGCUGCAGGAGCUGCGGGUGGCCUUGGGCUCGAACUCCGAGGUUAUGCGACUCGAUGAUCCCACGGAAACGCUACGGAUCUAAGAACACGGAUCAAGGUGUCUACCUGGGUCUCUCAAAGACGCAGGUUCUGUCCCCUGCAACUGCUGUCGGGAGCAGCAGUGACAUCAUCGCUCCUUUGCCCACCCCGGUGGCCCUGGUCCCCUCCCCUCCCGACACCAUGUCCUGCCGGGAUCGGACCCAGGAGUUCCGGUCAGCCUGCAAGUCGCUGCAGAGCCGUCAGAAUGGAAUCCAAACAAAUAAACCAGCUCUACGUGCUGCCCGACAACGCAGUGAAUUUACCCUCAUGGCCAAGCGCAUUGGGAAAGAUCUCAGCAAUACAUUUGCCAAGCUGGAGAAGCUAACCAUCUUGGCAAAGCGCAAGUCCCUCUUUGAUGAUAAAGCAGUAGAAAUCGAGGAGCUAACAUACAUCAUCAAACAGGACAUCAAUAGCCUCAACAAACAAAUUGCUCAGCUUCAAGAGUUUGUGAGGGCCAAGGGAAACCAGAGUGGCCGGCAUCUGCAGACCCAUUCUAACACCAUUGUAGUUUCAUUACAGUCAAAAUUGGCUUCCAUGUCCAAUGACUUCAAGUCAGUUUUAGAAGUGAGGACUGAGAAUCUGAAACAGCAGAGGAACCGUCGGGAACAGUUUUCCAGGGCACCAGUGUCAGCCUUGCCCCUUGCUCCUAACCACCUUGGAGGUGGUCCCAUAGUUUUGGGAGCAGAGUCUCGAGCCUCUAGGGACGUGGCCAUCGACAUGAUGGACUCUAGAACAAGCCAGCAGCUUCAGCUCAUUGAUGAGCAGGACUCCUACAUCCAGAGUCGGGCAGACACCAUGCAGAACAUUGAGUCUACAAUCGUUGAGCUGGGCUCCAUUUUUCAGCAGUUGGCACACAUGGUUAAAGAACAAGAGGAAACAAUUCAGAGGAUCGACGAGAAUGUGCUUGGAGCCCAGCUGGAUGUUGAGGCCGCCCAUUCAGAGAUUCUCAAGUACUUCCAGUCAGUCACCUCUAAUCGGUGGCUCAUGGUCAAAAUCUUCCUCAUCCUCAUUGUCUUCUUCAUCAUCUUUGUGGUCUUCCUUGCCUGAACCCUCCUCUCUCACUCUGAGGCACUCCAUGGAGGACUUGGGAACUUCCUGGGAGGCCAGGUGGCCACUGUUGCCAUUAAGCCUGUGCAGGGUGGUUGGGAGAAAGGCCAUUUCCUUGGAACUGCUAAGAAUGGCCAGUAUCCCUGAUUGCCCACCCUUGUCUCUGGCCACUCUGUCCUAUCCUCAGGCCCAUGAAACACACUGGUUCUGGAUUUGGACUCUGCUGUGAAGUAGCUGGGAGCAGAAGCCAGCUAGGGGCCAGUGGGGAGGUUGUCUCCACCAUGAGAUUUUUUUUAUAAACCCUUCCCAGCCUCCCCCAAAGGUAACUGGCAGCAAGAGGAGAUAUAACCCCUCCUUGCCUUGAGAAUGAGGCAAGGAAGUAAAACUCUCCCAGGGACCAACUUUAUCAUCUGGGUUAGUUAGAACUUGACUGCCUUCCUCACUUCACUGUGUGAGGUGAGGGGGCUCUGAGCCCUACAGUUACCUGCACAAACCUGACUUUGGCUACUGGUGACUUUCAAUCUGCCAAAUGUGCUGCAGCCUGUUUCCUCCCAAUUACAGCAAGACUGUCAGCUUCACGAGCGAUGUUGUCAUUUAUGGGUGGGAUUGUCAAGGGCUUCAGCAGGAAGCAAACAAUUGCUCAAUACCAGAAUCAAAAGGGUUGA